Rodentolepis nana is the source of this 441-nucleotide messenger RNA. The record is from the annotation of a GenBank genome assembly. NCBI's taxonomy places the organism in Eukaryota, Metazoa, Platyhelminthes, Cestoda, Cyclophyllidea, Hymenolepididae.
AUGCAGAUGAAUUCAAAAGCCCUUUCCGCCACGUCCCCCACCCACCUUCCCUCCAGCACUUCUUACUUAAUUCCGCCUCGUUAUCCACCAAGCACCCGGGCUUUCAAUCACAGCAACUCCCGGGCACAUAAAUUGGAUAAUUUUUACGAAAUAGAAGAAGAGGAAGGAGGAGGAGGAGGAGAAGACGACGACGAGGAGGAGGUGGAGGACAACGAUGGAAAAAGAGGAAUGAAGAAGCCGAAAAAAGCGGUCCGUCUCUGCCGCUUAACUUUGUAUUUCGCCCCGGAAAUAAACGUAUGUGCUGUUGUUGCUCUCCGUGCAACAACUGUGAUUCGGCGUCUUAUUUGGAGCCCAUUUGGAGCGGAUCUCAGCAUGCCUGGCACAGCAGUUAGAAAUUUCCAGGACUGGUCAGCUGAUUUAACUAAAAAUUGGAGGAAUUAA